GAGGAGGAGAAGAAGGAUGAAGGUGAAUUCUCACCACCUAACCUCCCUGUCUAAGGGCCCUGCUAGCAGCUUCGACAGAGAAGGGAGACUGAGGGUAGGGCGGGAGACACAGGAGGGACAGGGGAGACCACAGGUCAUGUGUGAGAGAUGGUGUCGUUUGAGAGGAAACCUCCUCUUCAUCAUGAAGAAACCUCAACAGAGAUCUGCGUUAGAGGAGGUGCUGGUUCUGGAGAGAUGUCAUGUUCUGGAGAGCACAGACAACAACAAUGGACUACUUAUUAGGUUUGACAGUGGAGAGCCAGGUGUGUAUGUAGAGUGUGUGAAUUCAGGUGAGGUGAACUCCUGGCUGGUGGCUCUGAGAGAAGCUAACUCUGAGGGGUUAACCAACCGGAUCAGACACCUCCGAACACAACUCAUGGACACAGCCGGGAAUAGCGCUGUGAAUUCCGUUGGAAAUGCAGAGACCACUGUAGUUGAUGCUGUGUACUACUGUACUAAACAGUUACCAUUGGAGUUCAGUAUUGACUGUAGCGGUCUGUCUAUAGGACACAAGGUGAAGAGACCCCACGCGGUGGUGCAGGUGUCAGUCAUCAACACACAGACACACACCAUCACUGACUACUGCUGUACAGAGAUAGUAGAGAGCACCAGUGACCCAGUGUUUCUGACCGGUGUGUGUAUCUCUCCUGACCACCCUUUCACCUUGGACACGACACUCAAACUAACCGUCUAUCACGCCAAGGUCAAAACACACGACACGAGGAGUUUUUUAGGCUUCUCCUGCUUCUCCAUCAGAGAUCUCCUCAGGACCAAUGAGCCUCAGCUCUCCCUCAGCCUCAGGUCUGCGGACGGAACGAGCGAGGUCGGGGAGGUGAAGCUGGGUCGUCUGCAGAUGAGAGACAUGGAAAACAGAGAGGGGGAGGACACCACUUCAGACAUCCUACACAAGUGUCCUCUCCUGUGUGAUUCCCUCCAUGGCUCCAUGCACGACAGAGACAACAGUCCCAUGAUGAGGGCAGUGUUCAGGAGCACAGUCUGUAAAGUGUACCGGUUCCAGACCGAGUCUAGCAGGUGGAUGCUGGUGAGAGAACAGAUGAGCGAAAGCCCUCUGUCCUUCAGUCUACCCAAACAGCUUCUGUCCUGCUACAUACAAGAGGACAUGAGGAGGGUCCAGGAGCUUUGUGACCUGUGUGACCUUUCACCCUACUGGGAUCGGUUAAGGACUGAUGUUAUCGCCCACUACAGUCAGCUGAUCAGCACCUACCAGGAAACACUGACAGAACUCAACAAACUGACAGGCUCGUCCUGCUCCUUUAAGGCCAGCUGUAGUAAGAGUGACAGAUAUCUAGAGUUUAUACCUGUCAACCUGCACACACAGAGGAUGCAGGUUACCUGCUCACGGAGAACAGUAUGGUAUGAUGUUGUGACAGUAGGAGCACCAGCUGAUCACUACCAGGGGUUUAAACACGGUGGGCUACAGAGGCUGCUCAACAAACCAGACAGCGACAACAAGAGUGUUAGUGCAGCAUAUUGUUGUAUCUCCUACUCACCAGAGGAGAGCUCCAGAGCCAGGGAGGUACUGAGUAGUGUCUCCCAGCUCCAGCCUCUCAUCUCUGGGCUAACUGAGGAGCUACUGCAGGCUGCUCUGGAAGUCAACUCCCAACGACUACAGAACAUACUGCACAGCCUGGCACACAGGACUGAACAGUUUGUUCACGCUCUGAAAGAUGAGCUGGUAAAGAACGCCCUGUUGGCUCUCCACGCGGCAAGGCCCGCCUACCACCUCAGCAACGGACACGCCCAUGUAACCCACGGCAAUGGGACAGGUCCCAGGCUCUCCUCGGCCAAUCAGGACGGGUUACGGCCGUCGAUAUGGCGACAGGAAUCCAUCCCCCAACACACGGAGUAUGACGAGGAAGAAGAGUGGGACAGGGUGUGGGCUAACGUUGCUAUGAGUCUGAACUGCAUCAUCGCCAUGGUGGACCGGCUACAGGAGAGGGAGAACAGGAAACAGGAAGUGACCUCACAGACACAGAAUGAUGUCACCACCACCUCACACAACACUGACUCUUCCCGCUCUCCUUGGCAGGCCUCUCUCGCCCCUCUUCCAGACUCUUCCCGCGCUCCUUGGCAGGCCUCUCUUGCCCCUCUUCCAGACUCUUCCCGCGCUCCUUGGCAGGCCUCUCUCGCCCCUCUUCCAGACUCUUCCCGCUCUCCUUGGCAGGUCUCUCUCGCCCCUCUUCCAGACCUGUCCCCUUCGUGGCAAGAACAACUCCUCCCUCUAGUUGUGACUCUGAAGGAGUGUGUGAGUGACGCGGUGGAGAGGGCCCGGUGUGCUAUGACCUUUGUCCUCCUACAGGGGGCAGCAGCAUCAGCCUGCCAUGGUCAGGCCCUGACACACAGACGAGAUGCUGUCUUCAGCCAGGCACUGUGUGCGGUGGUGUGUGGGUUUGUAUUGAGGCUGUACUCGGGUCUGGAGGAUAAAGGCUUCCUGCUGCAGCUCUGUGAGGUUGGGCUCAUCACACAGUUUGAAGGACUGCUCAGCACCUACAGUGAUGAGGUGGGUAUGUUAGAGGAUAUGGAGAUGGGAGUAUCAGACCUGAAUAGAGUCUCCUUCAAAAUAACUGAAGCCAAAUCAGAACAACCCACAGAUCUACUGCCCUCUGUCACUGGACUACGGGGUUGUUUUUGUGUGGAAGUCCCCUUGCCGUCGGAGACGUACCUGUUGUUACCAGGGGAACUGAGAGAUGGGCGGGACUUAAGAGUUCACCCGUUACUGUUUAACAUCGGCAUCAACCAGCAACAGAGUCUAGCCGAGAGGUUCGGAGACAGUUCUCUCCAAGAAAGGAUCAACCUCAGAAGCUGUGAGAUGUUGAAGUCCUACUACAAGACCCUGAGAGACAAACUACCCAACUUGACCUUGCCCUGUUCCCGGUCUCCGUUAGCUGUGGAGGACUUGUUGUGUUCUCUGGAGCAGUCUCUGGAGACGAAGAAGAGGAAGAACGUCGAGGUCCUGUGGCUCGCUGCCUCCGUGUGUAGGAGGUUGAAUGGUGUCAGGUUGACCAGCUGUAAAAGUGCCAAAGACAGGACCUCCAUGUCUGUGACUUUAGAACAGUGUAUGUUGCUCAGAGACGAACACACACUCAGCAAGGAGCACUUUAACAGAGCACUGGACUGCAUGAGGAGGGAGGGCUGUAGGAUGGAGAACGUUGAGAAGAACAUCAGAAGCAGGAAGUAUGCUUUCAACAGCAUCCAGCUGAAGACCUUCCCUAAACCCUACCGCCCUCCGGAGGGCACCUACGGGAAAGUAGACACUUAGGAGUAGGACGAGAGAGAAGGGGUGGAAUGAUUGAGGGAUGAAUGAAGGAUGGAUGGAGAACUAUAGAGGGUUAGAAGGAUGAAGAGACUGGAAAAUAGACACUUAGGAGGAGGACGAGAGAGAAGGGGUGGAAUGAUUGAGGGAUGAAUGAAGGAUGGAUGAAUGGAUGGAGAACUAUAGAGGGAUAGAAGGAUGAAGAGAGAAGGAUGAAGAGCCUGGAAAAUGACAUGGAGGGAAGUGUUGUAUGUUUAAUUCUAUAAAUAGAGUUUGACAAAAUAAUGAAAAAACAUUUUUAAAAGCUCAAGUGUUUUCCACACGUUUUCACACAACAUGAAGUAAUUUUAUAGUGUAGCCUACUAGUUCUAGUUAGAAAGCGAGGAAGUCCAUAUUAUGGCGCAACAACACGUUCAGACCACUAGAUGGCGCCACUCAUGUAGCUCAGCCAUACUGCCUGAAACUCUGUCUCCCUCCAGCAGGUGGCGUUUUUCAUUGUGUCAAUGAAUAGUGGAAUAUUGUCAACAAAAGACAUGAAUGGUUUAUUUGCUAAGUCAUGUUUAUUUGAUUGAAUUAGAAGUUUGGGUAAUAUGUAAGUUGUUAUGAAAUCAACUGAUAUAACUAGGGACAACGUGACAUCCCGGCAACUUUGAGGGGAAAAA
This is a messenger RNA of Oncorhynchus keta (chum salmon), 3975 nucleotides long. Its product is annotated as type II inositol 3,4-bisphosphate 4-phosphatase-like. Gene Ontology annotation, molecular function: phosphatidylinositol-3,4-bisphosphate 4-phosphatase activity. The transcript has 24 exons. NCBI's taxonomy places the organism in Eukaryota, Metazoa, Chordata, Actinopteri, Salmoniformes, Salmonidae. The record is from RefSeq and is a predicted model, not a curated record. Bases 17 to 3319 code for a protein of 1100 amino acids. Gene Ontology annotation, cellular component: cytoplasm.